This is a messenger RNA of Saccostrea cuccullata (small rock oyster), 2169 nucleotides long. RefSeq names its product nephrin-like. Bases 34 to 2154 code for a protein of 706 amino acids. The record is from RefSeq and is a predicted model, not a curated record. The transcript has 8 exons. Gene Ontology annotation, molecular function: protein binding. NCBI's taxonomy places the organism in Eukaryota, Metazoa, Mollusca, Bivalvia, Ostreida, Ostreidae.
UUUAGCAUAACCGUCGUAGAAAAAAAAAUUACCAUGUCGUACUUUCACAAUAAGGAGGGAAGAAAUAUACUAUUUUUUCUUGUGCAUUUUACUUUUUUUAUUCCCUCAUCAAAAGCCUCCAUAACCUUGACAGUAUCUCCAUCUGGUCCUGUGGAGGUGAAUCAGACAGUGACAAUACGAUGUACCUUUGAGAGUAAUCCAAUAGCUGCAUUAUUUUACACAACUGAGAAUCCAUCUACAUCAUUUUGUGAUCUUACGAAAAACAUAUCUGCAAACGUUUGUAUAGGUGAUUGUGCAUCAAAGUACACUACAGCCUGUCCCACUGAUGAAAUAUACAGUAUGGUGUAUCCUGUUCCUCGGGGCUGGAAUGGAAGAGGUGUUUACUGCAGAGGAUUAAUCUCAAAUGAGAGAUGUAAUCAAGUCAACUUCAGUGUUACUGUUUCAGUAACAUCAGUAACCCUGACCCCAGCCCAGAUAACCGUGGAUGCUGGUAAACAGAUAACUCUAACCUGUCAGACAGAUUACUGUAACCCAGCAGCCAACAUCACGUGGUACAAGGCAUCAGCCGUUCUGACCACGCCCACUACAGACACCACAGACACCGACAGUAAUGGCCUUAUAAGGACGACAUCAGUACUACAAUAUACAGGUGUGGCAGGGGACAAUGGUCAACAGGUGUACUGUAGAGCCACCAACAGACCAGAAAAGAACGUGGAGUCCAACAAAAACACACUGGAUGUAAGAUAUCCUCCAUCAACUGACCCUGUCAUCACAGCCUCCCCUCCCGAACUUCAGUACAGCAACGGGACUAGAGUAACCUUGACCUGUCAACUACCAGGAGGAAACCCUGUAGCCACGUUGUCAUGGCGAUGUAAAAGCACAGGAGUGGCAGGAACCAAUCAGAGUACCUCUACCAUAUCUGUAUCUGUGUUGUCAUUGGUGAUGGAUAGUUCCUACAACAAUCAGCAGUGUACUUGUACAGCUACUCACAGGCUCCUUACCAGCCCUAAAUCAAGGAGUAUGUCACUAAAUGUAUUUUUUUCAGUAACAUCAGUAACCCUGACACCAAACCAGAUAACUGUGGAUGCUGGUAAACAGAUAACUCUUACCUGUCAAACAGAUUACUGUAACCCAGCAGCCAACAUCACGUGGUAUAAGGCAUCAACUGACGUCACCAGUGAGGCUGCAUCCUCCACGGUCACUGACAGUAAUGGCCUUGUGAGAACUACAUCAGUACUACAGUACACAGGUGUGGCAGAGGACAGUGGUCAACAGGUGUACUGUAGAGCCAUGAACAAGAAAGGUCAAAUUGUCGAAUCAAGACGCCAUACGCUGAAUAUCAGGUUCAUUUCAGAGGUAGUCAUCCUUCCAUCUCGUGUUUUAAACUUAGUUGUUGGACAACGUUAUAUAAUUAUAAACUGCUUUGUUGAAUAUGCAUAUCCGGAAGAAAAUAUAGAGUACAGAUGGAUAAGAUCGGAUGGUUUUAAUUCUUCCAUUGUUGCGUCAUCUCAAACAUAUGUCAUAAAGACUGUCAGUUUUGAAGAUAGUGGUAGAUAUAUCUGUACAGCGAGUAAUUCUGCCGGAAACUCAAGUGGCAUUAUUGACGUCAGUGUGCAAUUUACUCCCCUAGCACCUAGAAUUGAAUAUGUUGUAUGUAAAUCUACAUUUGCUACCAUUACUUGGACGACUCCUUACACAGCCUAUAACGAUGUCAAAUUACAAGAAACACUUCAGUACAGUGAACAAAGCAAAAUAUAUGUAAAUGUAACAAAUGAACAACUGAAUAGCACCAAGACCAACAGGUAUAAUCAGAAAGUGGCCAUGCUGAAGCCUGGAACAGAAUAUACCUUUCGAGUAUUGACUUCAAACCGAUACGGGUUCACUUUUUCUAAUACUAUGUCAUGUGUCACAGACUCAGAAAGACUUGAAGAAAAUUAUCAAGGUUGUGACAAAGGGCAGAUAAUCGGUGGAACACUCGGUGGAUUUGCUUUUUUCUUUAUUUUGGCAAUGUGUUUCUUUAUUUUGUACAAACACAGACAAGGAAAAGGUACUUUUUGUUUACUAUUUAAAUAUAUACAUGAGAUAACCACAAUUUUCUGUAAAUACACUUUCAUAAGACUGAACAUUACUAGUAUCAGAAUUAAAGAUAAUUAAAAUGCACAACUAUUG